GCGAGGAGGAGGCGGUGUGAGGCAACCAUGGCGGGAGGAAUCAAAGUGGUGGUGUGGUCGGCGGUUGGUCCCCGGCCUCGGUGCUGGAGGGCCGGGGGCGGCGGUGCCGCGUGGCUGCUCUUGGUCGUCGCCGGCUGCCUAGUCUGCGGCUCAGCUGGAAUUGAUGUAAAUGUGGUCAUGCUUCAGGAAUCUCAAGUUGAUAUGAAUUCCAGUCAACAAUUCUGUUAUAAAAAUAUGCUUAUCCCAAAGUGGCAUGAUAUAUGGACACGGAUACAGGUUCGGGUAAAUAGUUCCAAAUUGGUCCGAGUUACCCAGGUGGACAAUGAGGAGAAGCUGAAGGAACUGGAGCAGUUUAGUAUCUGGAACUUGUUUUCUUCUUUUUUAAAAGAGAAAUUGAAUGACACUUAUGUUAACGUGGGUCUGUACAGCACAAAAACCUGCCUCAAGGUUGAGAUUAUAGAGAAGGACACCAAGUACAGUGUCACUGUGACCCGGAGAUUUGACCCCAAACUCUUCCUUGUUUUCUUCCUUGGACUGACACUGUUUUUUUGUGGAGACUUACUGAGCAGGAGUCAGAUUUUCUACUAUUCCACUGGGAUGAGUGUGGGAAUCGUGGCCUCUCUCUUAAUUGUCAUUUUUAUGAUCUCUAAGUUUAUGCCCAAGAGAAGUCCCAUUUACGUCAUCCUGGUAGGAGGCUGGUCCUUUUCUCUGUACCUCAUUCAGCUAGUUUUUAAGAAUUUACAAGAGAUAUGGAGAUGUUAUUGGCAUUAUCUUCUAAGCUACAUCCUCACAGUUGGAUUCAUGAGUUUUGCAGUGUGCUACAAGUAUGGGCCCCUGGAGAAUGAGCGAAGCAUCAACCUGCUGACCUGGGCGCUGCAGCUGCUGGGUCUGGGGUUCAUGUACUCCAGCAUCCAGAUCCCGCACGUCGCCUGUGCUCUCAUCGCCAUUGCGCUGUGCACGAAGAACCUGGAGUACCCGAUCCACUGGCUGUGCUGGACCUACAGAAGGAUGUGUAAGGGAGCAGAGAAGCCUGUGCCCCCUCGCCUCCUGACAGAAGAAGAGUAUCGGAUACAAGGAGAGGUGGAGACCCAAAGGGCUUUACAGCAACUCCGAGAAUUUUGUAGCAGUCCGGAGUGCUCUGCCUGGAAGACCAUAUCGCGAAUUCAGUCUCCAAAAAGAUUUGCUGACUUUGUGGAAGGUUCGUUCCACCUCACGCCCAAUGAAGUUUCUGUUCACGAGCAGGAGUAUGGACUAGGGAGCAUCUUUGCCCAGGAUGAGGAGCCGUCCUCCGAGGAGGAGGAGGGGGAGGGGGGCUCGGGGUGCCCCUCUCUCACACAGAACCGUUUUCUGACCUAA
Messenger RNA from Grammomys surdaster, 1356 nucleotides. It is a transcript of the gene Nemp1, whose product is annotated as nuclear envelope integral membrane protein 1. Gene Ontology annotation, cellular component: nuclear envelope. Bases 28 to 1356 code for a protein of 442 amino acids. The record is from RefSeq and is a predicted model, not a curated record. NCBI's taxonomy places the organism in Eukaryota, Metazoa, Chordata, Mammalia, Rodentia, Muridae. The transcript has 9 exons.